Arctia plantaginis is the source of this 483-nucleotide messenger RNA. Lineage: Eukaryota; Metazoa; Arthropoda; Insecta; Lepidoptera; Erebidae. The record is from the annotation of a GenBank genome assembly.
AUGGCGCAGAAUUUACAGAAGAAGCCCUCUAAAGGCAUAUUAAAGUCGUCGCGGAGUGUAGAUGGACAUGAUGGGACACCGUCUACUAGCAAACGGCCGAAAGAGCAAAGAUUCGAUGAGAUGAAUAUUAUAGAAACGUUUCAUCCGCCUAAUAAAGAUUAUGGACAUAUGAAGGUAGACGAGCCCAAGACUCCUUUUUCGGAGGCAGUGGAAGGUGAGGCUGUAGAGCCUAGUGACGAACUAGACGCGAACAUUCUAGCGGCAAAACUCGCCGCUAGUAUGAACAAGCCGCCAAAGUGUACGGAAACGUGUGAGAGUAGCGAUGAAGACAUGGACGAGUCUGAAGAAGCGCGUCGGAAGCGUAAAGAGUUUGAGAAAAAACGGAAAAUGCACUAUAACGAGUUUCAGGCUCUGCAACUUGCGCGCCAACUCAUGGCUCAAGACGAGGAGGAAGAAGAGGAAGCUGAGAAGAAGACCACCUGA